GAUCGAUCGAUCGAUCCUCCGGGCGAUUGCCACGAUCGGCGCAGAUCAGCGACGCUCACGUCAGUGCGGAUUAACAAUGAACGUCAGAUUCCAUGUCUAGAUCGAUUUGCGUCGUGCGUUCUCGCGUCAUGAGAAUUCCAUCUGUCAGGAUAGUGUGCGCGGGAGGAUAAUCCGCGGGGAAGUGACGGUGCUCGACCUAUGGGAGCGCAAAUUAAAACGGAUGUCGUAAAUGAAAUUCGUGCGAGAUUCCGAUCGCGCUCUCGGAUUCGACCGCGAGCAGUUUGCGCCGCGUGAGAGUAUUACACCGUGACGGAGCCGGCGAAUUUCAUUCCCCGGCGAGCGAGUUUCUCACGCCUGUGAAAUCGACCCGACUGCGCGCGCGGAACGUUUGCGCGACGUUUGUAAAAGGCGCGCCGUCGCUCCUAACCGAGCGUUCCACUUUUGGUGACCGUGCGUGAAACCUUCGUGCCGACGCGAAAAUGGAUUCGAAAUGGUCACGCCAGCGCGCGGCGCGCGUGUGCCUCAUCGCUUCUUGCAACGGCAAGAGCGUAAUCGCGAUGCGAUAAUCAAGGAGCGAAAAAUCGUCGCGCUUUGAUGCGCGUCAGCGAAGCAGAAAGCGAGAAGAGCUGCGGAUCGCGGAGAUCGAUCAAGUCAGAAUACUUGAAUUGUCAAAAGUCCGGAGGACGGCGGGAGGGUCCUCCAGGACGGCCAUACAUGGUCAUCGUCCGCCUACGAAGCUGAAGAAGCGGGAGCGCGCCGUCGCGUGGGAGGUCGAGCUAUCGUGCGCGGUGCUUUUUACGCGAAGCGAAGCGAGGAGACAGAUUCGUGCGCUCGCUUUGAAGCCCGCGCGCAUACAGAGCGAUUGUUUAAGCCGCGGACCUUGCUCCCUGCUGCCUACGAGCCUACGAGUAGGCAGUGAUUUUGCGACGAACGAAUCUUCCAGGAAUGACGUGACCGACCAUCUUCUUCUCUCGCGAGAACGCGUGCCGAUGCGAAGACGAUCGAUCCGGAUGAGAUCACCGGCGAGAGACGAGGAAAACCUGAUUUGAAGCGAGUUCGUGCCGUCAAGCGGCCAGCGCAGCUCGCAUAAUUAUCUGCAACUAGUUCGUUAGCAAAUCCGGGCGAAAUCUCCGCGCGAGUCGAGUCGUCGCGAGUAAACGAAAUCGAAAACCACGAGAGAAAGCAAGAGAGAAGAAACGGGGAGGGCAGCAAGGAAGAGGGAAGAAAGUAAAAUGAAAAGGCGCGGGUUGCGAGCCGUCUACAAAUUGCUCGCGAGGACGCAUCGCAGGAUCGUCACGAGCGGAGCGAGCGAGCCGCGUAAGACGCGCGCUGUCGAUUUACGUUAACGUCGGGGAUGCAAUCGCGGUCACGGUGCAUUACUGGCGAGCUCCGCUCGCGGAGGCGCCCCGUGUAAUAAACUGCACGCACACGUACCGUCGCCAUCAUUGCCGUCGUGACAAACGCGCGACGAAUGAGGAGUCUCGCCAGUCUCGGCGAGAGCAACAGAGCUAUAGGGAAAGAAGAGAAGCAUGCCAGCCACGAGGAGAUUACGGAGAGCGGGACUCGCCGCGAUCCUGGUCACCGCGCUGUGCGUCCUGACUUUGCUGGACUCGCCGCCAGCACGACUCCCGGACCCGCCGACCGAUCCUCCUCCCACGCCUGGGGGCGAGCCACCAGGCACAAGAAGCAUCGUCGCUUAUUCGUGGGCGCGAAGAUUGGCACUCGAUUACAGGCCCACCAAGCAAUGCGACGAUAAUGGAACGCGCGGAAUGGCGUUAAACGCGUACGAGCCACCCGGCACGAAAUGGCUCGAGACAAUCCCGGGACAGCUCUUCCUGUACAGCGCCCACUUGGACCUCAGAGUUGCUGGUUACCCAAGCAUCAGGGUGAUUGGCGUUAAACGAGGCACCUUGCCGCCCUCUACUCUCUUCUGCACUAUAUGGUACAGGGAGCACGGGAGGACACGAUCAUUGAGCGUGGAGGCGCUCAUCUCGAGGAUCUGGUUGGACGAAUGGGGCGGCACGGCGGAUAGCUACACCGGGAUUCUCGUCAAUUGCCAAUUGCCGUUGGACGGCGCGAUGCGCUAUCCACUACGAGUUUACGUGGGCACAAGUCCCUGCUAUGAGAAUGCUAGUCAUAGUUUAACGACCCGCUCGGAAUUCAACGACGAGUCACCGGUCGGCCGGAUGACGCGCCGUCAGUUCACCCUGUGCAUCAAAGGAUUGGACUUCGACGACGAUAUAUCGCACAAGCUCAUAGCGUUCGUCGAGCUGCAUCGCAUCCUGGGCGCCCAGUUGUUCUACUUUUACGUCUUCAACGUACACGAAAACGUACUGAAAGUACUGCGUCUGUACGAGCGAUCGAACGUGGUGCGGUGGUUCGCGCUCGACCUACCAGGCGACUUGCCAAACGAGAAGACGGCCCGGCGGAGUUUCUUCAGCGAGGACAUCUGGACGAAGAGACGAAUGGAACUGAUCCCGUACAACCAUUGCUUCUACGAGAACCUCCAUCGUUCGGAAUUCGUGGUGCCGAUCGACAUCGACGAAGCGAUCGUUCCCACGCGUCGGAGGACCUGGCACGAGCUGUUGAUGGAUGAGCGUGCGAAGCUCGGCAAGAGCUUCAAGGACUUCGCCUCGUACUCCGUGCGAAACGCCUACUUCUUCCCCGAGCUGCAGAACAAGAGUCAGACCGAUCGGCCGGCUGGAUCGCUCGAUGAGGAAGAGCUACGUCGUUCUUCGGUCGAGCACCCGGAUUACCUGGACACCAUGAGAACGGCCAGUAUCUCGCCCGAGGGUGACUCGGUGAAGAGCUUCGUCUCCACGAGACGCGCGCUAACGGUGCACAAUCACUAUGCCUUGACCACGCUGAACCCGUCCACCAGGCGAGCACAUCAUCUGGAUUCGAACGACGUGCUCAAGCAUCAUCACCGGGCGUGCGACAGCCGACAUCUCGACUGCGAUCUCUUGAUGGAGGACGUUAAGAUCGAUGAGUCCGCUCUGCGCUACGCGGACGAGCUCAAGACGAGGAUGAAGAUUGCCUUGGCCGAUCUCGACGCUCUGCCAUAAAACACAGUGAUGUUGUAAAUAAUAAAGUGUCUUUCUGAAAC
This is a messenger RNA of Ooceraea biroi (clonal raider ant), 3106 nucleotides long. RefSeq lists its product as uncharacterized. Gene Ontology annotation, cellular component: cytoplasm. Gene Ontology annotation, molecular function: glycosyltransferase activity. The record is from RefSeq and is a predicted model, not a curated record. Lineage: Eukaryota; Metazoa; Arthropoda; Insecta; Hymenoptera; Formicidae.